Paramecium sonneborni is the source of this 2373-nucleotide messenger RNA. NCBI's taxonomy places the organism in Eukaryota, Ciliophora, Oligohymenophorea, Peniculida, Parameciidae. The record is from the annotation of a GenBank genome assembly.
AUGUAGUAUUUUAAUCCACAGAAAUAGAAAUUUUAGUAGAUUUGGAAACAGGAGUUAAAUUUUCAAUUACUUGAUGAAAACAGAGUAUUUAUGACAGGAACAUUUACAGCUUUUACUGAUGAAGUGAAAUCAUUUAUAAAAGUAUUCUACUUCAUUAUGAAUUAGUAAAACAAUGGAUAUUUUUUUAAUUUAGACGGAGAGAAGGGUUGGAUAAUACCAAUAAGUAAUUAUUAGAAUUUGAUAACUAGUGUAAAAUAAAUGAAUAUAAUUAGUUAAAAUAAUAAUAGACAGAAGUUGUAAUAAAAUAGUUGCCAAAAUUAUUGUAAAAAUUAUAAAAUUUGAAUAUGAAGGAAAUAAAGUAUUAUGAUAAUGGUUAAUUGAUAACAUUAAAAUAUGAUAAUUAAAUAAGUUAUGAAUAAAUUGAUAAAACAUUAAAUGAAACAUUGUAUUAAUAUUAAAGAGAUUGUAUAAAAUAAGGAUUAAAAUUUAAUGGUAGAAUAUUAAUAGCAGAUGAUAUGGGUGUAGGUAAGACAGUCUAAUCAUUAGCAUUGGCAAGUAUGUAUAGAUAAAAUUGGCCAUUAUUAAUAAUGUGUCCAUCACCUUUAAGAUUAAAUUGGUAGGAUGAAAUAAUUCAUUGGUUAAAAAUACAUAAAAUUGAUAUAUAAAUAAUAAAUUGUGGAAAAGAAGGAGUAAGAAUGAACGCUAAAAUAGUAAUAGUUUCAUAUGAUAUUUGUGCUAAAAUAAAAGAUGUAAGUAAUAUAUAUAAAUAUAUAGAAUUUAGUGAGUAUGAAAUUUUAAAUUUGUAUAGCAGAUGAAUGUCAUUAUUUAAAGAGUUCUUAAACAAUAAGAAGUUAAGCAUGUGUUCCAAUUUUGAGAUAAUGUAAGUAAACAAUCUUAUUGACUGGUACACCUGCAUUAGCUAAACCUAAAGAUUUAUUUAAUUUAUUAAAUAUAAUUAGACCCGAUAUAUUUAGUAAUUUUAAAGAAUUUGGAUAUAGAUAUUGUGAUCCAAAAUUGAGUAGAUUUACAAAAGGAAUAGAUUUUGAUGGUGCAUCGAAUUUAAGAGAGUUACAUUUUUUAUUAACUAACUAUAUUAUGAUAAGAAGAUUAAAAAAGGAUGUAUUGAGUUAAUUACCAGAAAAAAGAAGAGUAAAAGUAAGAAUUCCAGGAGAUUCAAGUUAAGUUAAAUAAAUAUGGGCUCUUUUACAUUAAUUGGGAAAUAUGGAUAUUUAAUAACUUAUAAAUAAAGAUUCAAUAUUUUAGGAAUAGUAAAAAGAUUAGAAUGAUUAAUUAGUUACAGUAAAUACAAUUUUAUAGAAAUGUUAUAUCUUAACAGGUUAAGCAAAGAUAAAAGCAAUAAAAGAUUAUAUUAAUACUCUAUUUGAGAAUAAUAUAAAGUUUUUAUUCUUUGCUCAUCAUAAAGAUGUUUUAGAUGCUGUUUAAGAAUAUUGUAUUUAGAAUGAAAUAUAAUUUAUAAGGAUUGAUGGUAAUGUUGGAAUAGAAUAGAGACAUUAGAAUGUAUAAACAUUUUAAAAUGAUGAUGAAAUAAGAAUAGCUAUAUUGAGUAUUACAUCUGCAAAUUAUGGAAUUACUUUAACAGCAGCUUCUACAAUAGUAUUUGGUGAGAUGCAUUGGACUCCUGCAAUUAUGAUGUAAGCAGAAGAUAGAGCACAUAGAAUUGGUUAAGCUUAAUGUGUUGAUUGUCAUUAUCUUAUUGGAGAUGGAACAUUAGAUGAUCACAUUUAUAAUAAAAUUGAAAAUAAAAUCAAUACAGUAUCAAAUUUUAUUGAUGGAUAAAAAUAAAAUUUAGGAGCUUUAGAAUUUUCAGCUGAAGAAGUUAUAGUUAAAGGAGCAUCUAAACCAUCCUUAUUUACAGAUAAAUGUGAAUCUGUUUUAUAAGAAGUUAAUGUAUAAUCUUCUGUAUAGACUUUAACAGAAGAUGAUAUAGAAGAAAUCUAUUAAUUGUUAGAAUCCAGAACUAAAGAAAAAUAAGAUUAAUCUACUGAAUUACCUAAUCUAUUGAUAGAUAAUGCUAAAAACAUUUAAGAUGAUCUUUCAAGUGAACUCAAAAAUUAAUGUUAUUCACUUAAAUAAUAAUUAAUGGAUAAAUAAUUAAGUACCAAUAAAGUUAAAAAAGAGAUAAUUGAAGAUAAUAAAGAAUUUAAUAACAUCUAAAAAAUUAUGGAAUAAAAUUAACAAUAAUCUUAUGGAAAAGCUCCUAUCAAAUUGAGUUAUGAAUAUUUAAAAAGUCGAUUAAAUGUAGAUAGCAAAUCAACUGAAUAAGGAUUAAAAAAAUAACUUAUUAAACUUAAUAAUAAAAAAUAAUCAAUUCCAUAAAUUAAAAUUGAUUCUUUAGACUAAAAUGAUAACUGA